Messenger RNA from Puntigrus tetrazona (Sumatra barb), 2839 nucleotides. RefSeq names its product cell division cycle-associated protein 2-like. Gene Ontology annotation, cellular component: nucleus; chromosome. NCBI's taxonomy places the organism in Eukaryota, Metazoa, Chordata, Actinopteri, Cypriniformes, Cyprinidae. The record is from RefSeq and is a predicted model, not a curated record. Gene Ontology annotation, biological process: regulation of chromosome segregation; regulation of mitotic nuclear division. The transcript is spliced from 13 exons. The coding region runs from base 225 to 2513 and encodes 762 amino acids.
UCGGGGUUUGUUGCCAGAUGCGUUAGAACUAGCGGUGUGUUUUCAUGUCACGCAGUACACCUACAAAAAAACCCCUAAACAUUUGUCUUAAUGUCUUAAACAUUAAAGGCCGUUAAAAGAAGUUUGUUUUUAAGUAUAAUCCAGGUGGUUUGGGGUUUCCCUCAGAGCGGAAGAACACCGCCGUUUUAACUCGCGAGCUCUUAUCUUAUGUCCUGGACUCGAGAAUGGAGGUCACCGAAGCCAUGGACAGCAGCAGAACACCGCUGACGGCCCUGUUUCUCUCCCAGAGGAACAACGAAGCUGGAGAUGUGGAUUUCUCCAAACUCACUCCUUCACAGUUUGGCAUAUCGACAGACAGCUUCUUACCGUCCUCCAAGAUUAAAGAUAAAUCCAGAGUCGCUCAACUGAAGGCCAGGAGGAGAUCCACAAUCGGGGUCCGGGGCUCUCCGGAAACAAACUCUCUGAUCUGCUUCAGAGCCAAGCAAGCUGCGAAAACGCCUCCGCGAACGCCACAGCUUUUGCAGGGGAGUCCGUUUCUUUCACGCUGUGACUCUCUGAAGAAGAAGAUGGCCGCUUUCCAGUGCUUGAUGGAGGAGGACGAAGAGAAGGAUGAACGGAAGAGAAACGAGGAGAAGGAGGGUGACAAAAGCACUUCGGCUAAAGAUGGCAAGAACGGGAAGGAGAACACGGAGGCUACACACAGCCCACCCACUUCUGUGACGCCGCCUCCUUCUAAGAAACGCUGCCGGGCCUCGCUGAGGGAGUGUGAGGACAAGAUUACCGAGACGCCACUCCCCUACUCCACCUCCACAACACCACAGGAGCAAGGGAUGAGAUGCUUUGAGUCUCAAAGCCAGACGGCUCCAUCAGACUUGGAUUCGGAUGCAAAGAAUGAGCUUCUGUCUUUACCCAUGCUGUCAAAACCAGACGUUAAGCCAGCAGAUGAGAACGUGGCAUCUUCUGUAUGUAAGAAGAAGCGUGUUCGUUUCGGGGCUCCGCUCUCUCCAGAGUUCUUUGACAAAACUCUCCCUCCCAGUACUCCCCUACAGAAAGGAGCCACUCCACAGUGUCCUCCGUCAUCUACGGGCCCCAAACGCUCUCUGCUGAAGACCCCUCAACGCUCUGAUCCUCUUCCGCAGCCUGACUUCAGUAGUCCUCAGAGCAGUGGAGCCUCUCCUGUCCUGGUCAUCAGCAGACACUGUGCUGGACUGGUGUAUAAUGAUGAGGUAUUUGAAGAGACCAAGAAGAUCAGUUUUCCCGUUAUGGAGGACGAGUCUCCCUCAAAAGAACCUUCGGAGGAUUGCAAAGAUGCUCUCUCUGCUGAGGACCCAGGGCAGCCCCAGGCUGAAGACGUUGAAGUUAUGAAUGCUGCUUUUCAAGAGGAAGAGGAUGUACCAUUAAAUUCACAGGCGGAGGAGAAACUGCCACGUCCCGCUGGUGAUCAGCCACUGGCUCUCUCCGCAGUAGAUGAUGACCAGGAGUCUUCUGUGAGCUCUAAACAGACUCGUUCAUGUAACUCCAGCACUAAACCAACUCACUCUCGCUGUAGGAAAAGAAAGCAACCAGGGGAGAAUGAGUCCGAGCACAGGAGAAGCUCGCGUGCAACAGCAGCUUCUGCUUCAGGAAAGAUGAAGGAGACGUCGAGAGUGAAAAGAAGAUUUGGUAAUAAGGAGGUGGAUUGUUCUCUGUAUGGCAAAAGAGACUAUGCCUCAAAAAACCCUCUUCUCAGCCCUAUAUUUGAGACGACGUCUGCCGGUCUCAGCAGCACGCCGACACAGCCUCAGUCAGGAAAACAAAUAGAUGGAGAUCAAGACUGCGUCCGGACUCCCUGCGUUCCCCACAGCAACACCUUUCAUCCCAUGGUAAGUGUGGAAGCUGCCCGUACACGGACCAGUGAAAGCUCGGAGACUCGUGAGGAAGUUGGCGUUCAGGAUCCUGCAGAAAGAGGAAAGUCAAAGGCUUCCAAAGCCAGGCGCGAUUCGGGGAGACCGGUGCGAAAACGUAGAUCAGGUACACACAAAAGAAAAGAGCUUGGCGGUCCAGAGAUUAGCUCUAGGGAACAAGAUACUGAGUGCUCUGAGAACCGAGAAACUGAGGCUUUAAUAAGCUGCGUGCUACCGAAUGGAGACUCCACGGACAUUGAGAGUUCGGAGCAGAAGACGCUGAGCGAUAAAAAACAUGCACCGGUCCAGCAAGCGCCGAAAAGCCCUCGUGGAAAGCUGGUAGAGGAUUCGGUUGAGAGAGAUGCUGAUAGUUUGGCUCCCUGGCAGCAGAUGGACUUCAACAUCGACGACAUCCUGAAACCCGUGGUGAAGAGUCGAGGUUCUGUGCGGCGCAGCCUGAGGAACCGGAGGAGCGUGGACCUCCAGGCCGUGGGCUUGGCCUGGGUGGAGCACACGUCUCCUGAGCUGAGCAGAGCGAGCCGGAGGAAGACCCGAGGACGACUGAGCGGAGUCUCUGAGGCUCUUCUCUCUCAGACCUCUGAGGAACCAGCUCCAGACUUCACGCAGUAACUCUCCUCAGUCGUUAGUGUGUCAGGUAGCCGUUUAAUUACUGUCAAAUGAACUUCUUAUACUGCUCUCUUCUUUUAAAUGCCUUUUUUAUAGCAUUUUAUAGCGUUGAUGGAAGAAACCUGCUCUUAAGAAGAUUGCGUUAUUGUUAGGUUACUUCUAAUCAUUAAAUCUUCUCUUGGGUGAAUGGUUUGCUGUUUGAAGAUGAUUUUCCUGUCCUAAUCUUGUGUUCUUUUACAUAAAUGCUAAAUCCUAAGAUUGCUUUGUUUUAUUGUUUUAAAUUUGCCUACUUCUCAAUUCGGUGACACAAUACAACAUUUGCAUCCAAA